UAUUACACAGAAUCCCCCCCUUUCCAUCCACGCUACGCACACUGCAUCCACUUCGUCCUCUCACCUUACUGGACCCCAACAAACAGAUCGCUGUGGAGGCUGCAAAGCAACUUCCUUGUUCAAUAUUCGCUUGGCUUGGCCUCGCCUUUUCCCCAUUGCUUUAUAGCCGGACACAGAAAAACUUCACCUUUGAUCUAACCUGUGCAAUCCAAGAAAUUUCUGUUGAGAACUGAGAGCAAAAAAUGAGGUACAUAGGAUCCCAUGGAGUAGCAGCGCUGCAUAAAUACAAGUACAGUGGAGUGGAUCACUCGUAUGUGGCAAAAUAUGUGUUGCAGCCCUUUUGGAGCCGCUGCGUUAAUUUCUUCCCCCUUUGGAUGCCGCCAAACAUGAUAACCCUUAUGGGAUUCAUGUUCUUAGUCACGUCUGCCCUACUUGGUUAUAUAUAUUCUCCUCGUUUGGAUUCAGCUCCACCAAGAUGGGUGCACUUUGCUCAUGGUUUACUUCUUUUCUUAUACCAGACUUUUGAUGCUGUUGAUGGGAAGCAAGCAAGGCGGACAAAUUCCUCUAGUCCAUUGGGAGAACUUUUUGACCAUGGAUGUGAUGCCCUUGCAUGUGCGUUUGAAACCAUGGCUUUUGGGAGCACUGCUAUGUGUGGAAGAACUUCUUUCUGGUUCUGGGUAAUUUCAGCUGUUCCAUUUUAUUGUGCAACAUGGGAACACUUUUUCACCAAUACCCUUAUUCUUCCAGCAAUAAAUGGACCUACAGAGGGGCUCAUGCUGAUAUACUUUUGCCAUUUUUUUACAGCUAUAGUUGGUGCUCAAUGGUGGGUUCAAGAAUUUGGAAAGUCUAUGCCCUUUUUAAGUUGGCUGCCAUUUGUAUAUGAAAUCCCAACAUUCAGAGUUGUGUUGUUUAUAAUGAUCGCUUUUGGUGUGAUACCAACAGUCUCAUUCAAUGUAUACAAUGUUUAUAAGGUUGUUCAGGCAAGAAAAGGAAGCAUGCUGCUGGCAUUAGCUAUGCUUUAUCCUUUUGCUGUGCUCAUGGGAGGAGUCCUGGCAUGGGAUUACUUGUCUCCAUCUGAUAUAAUGGGGAACUAUCCACAUUUGGUUAUAGUGGGAACUGGACUUGCAUUUGGAUUCCUUGUGACUGUCAUUAUGAAUAUCCAUGAUUGGAACGUGUUAAGAUCAGUGGUUGCUAGAAAUGAAGGGGGCAGUAUAGAUGGAGGAAAGUUAUAUACAAGGAAGGAUGGGAGGCUGUUCCAUGGGAUGUAAAAACCAAAUAGACAAUGUAAGAGAAAUAUAUUUAGCUUAAAAAAUGUCAAUACAUUAAUGAACUCAAAAAAGUCAAGGGGGAAGAUGAUCCCCAACAAUUACAAGAGGGAUGGUACUCCCUCCAAUCGUGAGGUAAUCAACCUCUUCAUUUGCCUCUCUAGAUCUCCAAGAGAAGGAGCAAUCAGAAUUCUAUCACUAUCAUUUGGAGCCAAUGCACAUAUCUCCAAGUUGCUCUUCUGCUCAGUCACCUACUGACAAAUUAGUGACCCCUAGAUGAAUGUCCUCUGUUAGACCCUCUAGUAAAAUUAGAAUGUCCUCUGUUAGACCCUCUAGUAAAAUUAGGAUCUUUCCCUCUAUUGCCAACCCAAACCUGGUAGCUUUGAGAGACCCAUACAGUUACCUGUAAGAUGGUAUGGAUUUCUCUUACUGAUUAAUUGAGAGUGUUUGAUCUCUCACUAUCUCUUAUAUUCAUUCUAGUCAAUUAACCAUGUUAUAACAAUUGGGAUUAAAUGGAUGUAACACCUAGAGACACCAACACCCAACACUUGUACUCAGUUUUCAGAGACUACAUACUAUAUACUAAAUAAUAAAAGAGGACAUAUUGUUCACCAUAUUGAUGGGUUAAGAGUGUUAUUGUAAUGAUAUUCUGGGCUGUCUCUAUGAAACAUGAAACCAAAGAUGACAUUGAACAUUGGGCCCAUGCAUCCUAGCUUUGUGAUUCACCUCAUUAAAAUCUUAAUUGAGCAUUGUGAUUGGAUUUAGACAAUCAGAUUAAUUUACAUUGUGUCAUGAUCCAUGUAACUUGAGUGCUAUAGAACUGGUUAAGCUGUCUUGUGCCAAGAUGUCGAUAUUGGAGCCUAUUCUUUUCUAAAGUCAAGCUCAAUAUGAUUAGAAUUUGAUAUCAUGGAAUUCAGCUUAUAAUUCAUUUGUUGAUAAUACUAGAUGCACCAGAAAUAUGCUUGAAUGCCUGUAAAAUCUUUUCCCUCUUUUCAAGUUUGCUAUCUUAAUCUUACUUGCAGUGGAGAUAUUUUAUGUUUCUAAUCCCCAUCAGCAUAUUUUUCUUGCUUUCCUCAUGGUAUCAAUGCUUUGUCACAAUCAUAUUCUCUUUCAGGCAUGAGAAUGGUGUUAAGUAUACUUGUUUGUUACACCUCUAAUUUGUUCUUGCUUGU
Molecule: messenger RNA, 2437 nt
Organism: Vitis riparia (riverbank grape)
Lineage: Eukaryota; Viridiplantae; Streptophyta; Magnoliopsida; Vitales; Vitaceae
Product: choline/ethanolaminephosphotransferase 1
Exons: 15
Coding region: 243-1268 (341 amino acids)
Biological process (GO): phospholipid biosynthetic process
Cellular component (GO): membrane
Molecular function (GO): phosphotransferase activity, for other substituted phosphate groups
Source: RefSeq, a predicted model, not a curated record